This is a messenger RNA of Rhizophagus irregularis DAOM 181602=DAOM 197198, 594 nucleotides long. NCBI's taxonomy places the organism in Eukaryota, Fungi, Glomeromycota, Glomeromycetes, Glomerales, Glomeraceae. The record is from RefSeq and is a predicted model, not a curated record.
AUGAGAAGAUUCUUAUGUGAUGCACCAAAACCGACAAACCCGAUUGAAACACAAUAUAUACAAAAAACAUUUAUUGAAUCAGUUGAAAUACUUUCUAAUUCAUCUAAAUAUGAUGUAUUUAGUCCGAAACAUAGUCCAAAUUUCUUUAAAGUAAAAUCUUUUUAUAUUAAUAAAGGUAAAGCAUUAAAUGAAACGGCUAUAAAUGUUUUGGUAGAUUAUUUGGAUGGAGCUAAAUGCACUACUCUUGCUUCAUUCGAUUUAUAUGGUGGGGAUAUAAAUGAUGUUUAUUAUGAUAAGACUUCAUUUAUACAUCGUAAUGCACUUUAUUGUUUACAAUUGGAAGCUAAUUGGAAAUAUAAAGAACGAGAUGACCAAUGUGUUAAAGAAAUAAAUGAUUUCGGAAAAGAGUUUCAAUCAAAUUUUACUUUUCCUUUUAGUUAUCAAGGUUUCAUUGAUAGAGAAUUAGAUAAUUUGCAAACGUGCCGAACGCCGAACGUAAAAGUCCUCCGUUCCGCUUCGGAUGUCAUAGUACCCGUCAAAGAUCUGCAAGAACGACUUUAUAAUAUAUAUGGUUUUUUUGUGGCUUCAAAAUAA